This is a messenger RNA of Microthlaspi erraticum, 357 nucleotides long. Lineage: Eukaryota; Viridiplantae; Streptophyta; Magnoliopsida; Brassicales; Brassicaceae. The record is from the annotation of a GenBank genome assembly.
AUGGGCCGUUUCAUCACGCUGCAGCUGAUUAUUAGCAGGAGAAACGAAGAAAACUCUAGAAGCAAGAGUGUGAGGGCACCAACACAAAUGGAGACCCAGAAAAAUCAAACCGAGAUCCCACCGAAACCGGUUAUGACUUCAUGUAGGAAGAAAGUAAAGGAUGAUGCCACAUUCUUUGAGGACGUGAGAGAUCACAUCGAUGAGUUCAUACAUGCCUCUAUGGAUGAACACAAGACUUGUUUCCAAAAGACCAUCACCAAGAUGUUUGGAUUAUCCAAGGCCGUGGCAGAGAAGCAAGCCGAGGAAGCCAAGGGAGUCGAGAGUCAUUUGCCUCUCCAAACAACAGUGUCGGAUUAA